Messenger RNA from Salvia hispanica, 1889 nucleotides. RefSeq names its product abscisic acid 8'-hydroxylase CYP707A2-like. Gene Ontology annotation, molecular function: oxidoreductase activity, acting on paired donors, with incorporation or reduction of molecular oxygen, NAD(P)H as one donor, and incorporation of one atom of oxygen; heme binding; iron ion binding. The record is from RefSeq and is a predicted model, not a curated record. NCBI's taxonomy places the organism in Eukaryota, Viridiplantae, Streptophyta, Magnoliopsida, Lamiales, Lamiaceae. Gene Ontology annotation, biological process: sterol metabolic process; abscisic acid metabolic process.
ACUCCUCCUCCUCAUCUCAACAAUCAUUUCAACAAACAAUUAAACAACACUCCCUAUACAAAACACACAUGGAUUCCAUCACUCUAUAUUUGUCCCUCUUUGCCACCGCAGCCAUCUCCCUCUUCCUCUUCAAAUUCGUCUUCUCCGCCGGCCACUCCAAGCUCCCCCUCCCCCCGGGCACCCUCGGCUGGCCCUACAUCGGCGAAACCUUCCAGCUCUACUCCCAGAAUCCCAACACCUUCUUCGCCUCCAAACUCAAGAAGUAUGGCUCCAUAUUCAAGAGCCACAUACUCGGGUGCCCCUGCGUGAUGAUCGCUAGCCCGGAGGCCGCGAAGCAGGUGCUCGUCACGAAUGCGCAUCUCUUCAAGCCCACAUUCCCGGCUAGCAAAGAGAGGAUGUUGGGGAAGCAAGCCAUAUUCUUCCACCAGGGCGACUACCACGCCAAGCUAAGGAAGCUGGUCCUCCGCGCCUUCAUGCCCGAGGCCAUCAAGAGCAUCGUCUCCGAGGUCGACUCCAUCGCCGUCGACACCCUUCAAUCGUGGGAUGGGAAGCUCAUCACCACUUUCCAAGAAAUGAAAACAUAUGCAUUCAAUGUGGCAUUGCUGUCAAUUCUUGGAAAGGAUGAAGCCCAGUACAGGGAGGAUCUCAAGAGGUGUUAUUACGUCCUCGAAAAGGGGUACAAUUCCAUGCCGAUCAACUUGCCCGGGACGCUCUUCCACAAGGCCAUGAAGGCAAGAAAGGAGCUAUCAAGAAUCUUGGCCAAGAUUCUGGCAGUUAGGAGGGAGACAAAGCAGCACCACAGUGAUCUCUUGGGAUCAUUCAUGGAGGAAUCCGAGGGCCUCACCGACGAGCAGAUAGCCGACAACAUAAUCGGGGUAGUCUUCGCGGCUCGUGACACAACAGCUAGCAUCAUGACAUGGAUCCUCAAGUAUCUUGCAGAAAAUCCAAGUGUGCUGCAAGCAGUCACUGAAGAGCAAGAGGCAAUAAUUAAGGCUAAAGAGGAAAGUGGAGAGGAGAAGCUACUGAAUUGGGCUGACACAAAGAGGAUGCCAAUGACAAAAAGGGUCAUUCAAGAAACACUCAGAGUUGCCUCAAUUUUAUCCUUCACUUUUAGAGAAGCUGUGGAAGAUGUUGAAUUUAAUGGAUAUUUGAUACCAAAAGGGUGGAAAGUGCUGCCACUAUUCAGAAACAUUCACCAUAAUCCAGAAAAUUUCCCUGAGCCAGAGAAGUUUGAUCCUUCAAGAUUUGAGGUUGCACCCAAGCCCAAUACAUUCAUGCCAUUUGGCAAUGGGGUCCACUCAUGCCCAGGGAAUGAGCUAGCCAAGCUGGAAAUUUUGGUUUUAUUACAUCAUCUCACAACAAAGUACAGGUAUUCUAUGAUGGCCCCACAGAAUGGAAUCCAGUAUGGACCCUUCCCUCUUCCCCAGAAUGGUCUGCCCAUCAAAAUCUCCCUCAAGAAAUGAUCAAUUUAUUCAGACAACAUCAGACUGAAACAUGAGCUCAACAAACACUAGUACUUGUGUUUGUGUUGUGUCCAAAUGCAAAAUCAUGCUUGGUUUCCUGCAAAGUGGGAAGCCAAGAUACACACACUUUUGAAUCAAGAAUUGUGUAGAAUUGGAAACAGCCCAUGAAUCAGAAGAAGAUUUCUGGUGCAUGGUGACAGCAACAGAAAGAAGAAGCCAAUUGUACAUAAAGAGUUUCAACAAGCUGGGAAAGGAUUAAUAGCCAUUUUUCAUUUUUUUUUUUCUAAUUACAUGUGAUAAGUAACUUAUUUAGCUAGAAAAAUUCUUUGUAUUUUAGCCAUUUUGAUUUUUUUUUUCCACUUUCUUUCUUAUGUAAAAAGUCCGCAAGGCAAUCAAUGAAGAUCUCUAGUCUCAGUUUUGUCCAAA